This is a messenger RNA of Brassicogethes aeneus, 2615 nucleotides long. The record is from the annotation of a GenBank genome assembly. Lineage: Eukaryota; Metazoa; Arthropoda; Insecta; Coleoptera; Nitidulidae.
UUGACAACUAGUUCAAUGGUUAACCAUAUGGAUUGGAUUUUUUUAAAUUUUAAAUCAAGUUAAUAUAGUCCAACAAUUAUUAUAAGUAUUACCCCUAAAGUCUUCUAUUUAGGUGUAUUUAAUUUACAAUGGCUGACUGGGAAGAAGUAAAGCGUUUGGCAGCAGAUUUCCAAAAAGUGCAACUCAGUUCCACAACACAAAAAUUGUCAGAACGUAAUUGUAUUGAGAUUGUAUCAUGGCUUCUAGAAAAGAAAAUGAUAGACUUGAUUUUUACAAGUGAUGGAAAGGAAUAUCUUACACCUUCACAGCUUGUGCAAGACAUUAAGUCAGAAUUGUAUGUAAAUGGGGGCAGAAUAAAUCUCGUGGAUUUAGCCAAACUCAUAGGCGUUGACUUGGCACACAUUAAUGCCCACAUAAAUGAUGUUUUAAAAGGCCAAAAAGACAUCCACUCUGUUCUUGGUCAAUUAAUAGAUUCUUCCUACAUCACAAAAAUAGCAGGUGAAAUAAAUGAAAAGUUAAUACAACAAGGACAAAUCAAUGUUAGCAAAUUAACCAUACAGUAUGACUUGCCAGCAGAGUUUCUGCAGCAAACAAUUGAAAAAAAUCUGGACAAAUUAAUUUUUGGAAAACAAGACAAAAAUGAUCCUAGGAUAUUUUUUACUGAGUCGUUUAUUGCAAGGUGUAAAGCUAGGAUAAGAGGUGCUCUUGGUGGCUUAACCAGGCCAACACCAGUGGCAGCUAUAUUGGCACAAAUUGAUAUAACAGAAAAGUUAUUUUUUAGUCUCUUUGAUCAAACUUCCAUGUAUGGUAAUUUGACGAGUAGGCUUGCUGGUGCUCAGUAUAUUCCAAAUGUUUAUGCAAGAUCACAGAACGAAUGGGUUCAAAACUUCUACAAACAAAAUGGCUACGUUGAGUUCGACGCCUUAAUCCGUAUCGGAAUCUCCGACUACAAAAACUACAUCAAAAAACAAUUCGCCAACGAGAAAAUUCUACAAUUAAACUCAUGCGUUGUAAAUCAGUCGAUACUCGACAGGAUCGAGGCAGACAUCGACGAAUGCAUAUCGAGCAAAUCGUACGUGGAUUUGCAAACAAACUUACCGUCUGUUUUUAAUGAGAACGACAUCAAGUUGGUUUUGGAUAAAGUUUUGACCAAUCAGAAGCUUCAACAAACGCUUGUGCUUAAUUGUUUUGUAAUAAGUAAAGCUUUUAUCGAAAAGAUUUCAAAGGAUUGCGAUGAAUUGGUGAAAGAGAAGGCGAAAAAGUCCGUCGAAUCGGGGAAGUACCAACAAUAUCAAACUAGUUUGCAGGUGUCUCAUAAGUCGUUGAAAUUUGACGAUGUUGAGGAGAAAGUCGACAAAAGGGAAGAGCGCAGGAAAAAGGCCGCAGGCGGUAAAACUGGCGGUGGUACCCAGGGUAGAGAAACCAAAACAAAAUCGACCAAAAAACCUGGCAGAACUACGACCAAACAAGUUGAUGAUUUUGAAGAGAAAAAAGUCGUUCUUAACAUUCUAACAGAGGAGGAUUUGACCAGCGCCAUACAAAUGCCCUUGGAAGAGGAAGGAUUAGAUGAGCUCAUGCAACCCAUAAUCGAUUAUUUGUUACCGAAACUAAAUGAGCAAGGUAUCGAAAUUGCUGGUAAUAUUUACGCCACCACGAUAGCAGACAGAACUGCCAACAGAAGGCAAACUCACAACGAAAUACAAAACAAAUUGAACGUAAUGGUCGGUGAUAUAAGACUGUACGAGAAGGGCUUAAAACUAUUACCCGCCGAUUGCCAAGCGCAACUGUACAAAUAUCUUUUGAAAACGCACUGUACCGAUGUGGUGACGGAGAUUCUAAACUACGUAGCUGCCGAACAAAAUUUAAAUCCAGUCAAUGAAAAUUUCAAUAACGAUCAAAGACUGAAGUUCAUCAACGAUUUACCUCAGGAGUACAAAACGCCGCUAGCAAAUCUAACGAAAACUUUGUCGGGUCAAAGCGUCGAUGAUUUUAUGGCGGCUGUUGAGGAAGGUUUGGCCGCUUGUAGCAUGAUAAUAAAGAAGAUCGACAAGAAAAAGGACCGUACCACAAUUUUGGCGCACAAGCACGAAUUGUUGGAGAAAUUGAAUUCAUGUACUGAUGUAGCUCUUAUACUGCAUCUUGCCAUACUGGUUAUAUUCACCACGGCCACGCAAAAUAUGUUGCACGCUAGUGGUAGACACUUGUCUUCCCUCUUGACUUUCCUAAAGCAAUAUUUGUCUGAAGAAGAAUAUUCCGAAUUUAUGUUAUAUUAUGAUUUUGUGACCCUAAUGUUGGCAGCUGGCAGCGAAUCUGAGAAUGCAAAAGAAAAGUUGAAAGAAAAAUAUCCCAACAUAGUAAAAAUUGCUAAUGAAUAUAAACGUCCAGGCGCUGAAAAGUAAUAUUUAAUUUGCUAGUUUUAUUUAAAUAAAUAAACAUGGUGUAAGUAGUGUAUAUUUACUUUAUAUUGUGAUCAUGACCAUGCAUGUGAAUUUAAAUUCCAAUAAUAAUUAUUGUUAUAGUUGUAUGAAGAUCGAUGUUCUUACUCAAUUAUAAGUAAAUGAAAAAUUUGUUCUCGUGGAUAAAUUGUUUUAUAUUAUUAAAUAUAUAAUAUCAUU